AUGAUGGCUCAGGCAAGUGAAGGUAAUGUGAAGGGACAGGAGAAAAUUGAGGCAGAUGAUAAUAAAAAACCGGUUAAUGUAGAAAAAAGUACAGAAGCUGAACAUGAACCAAAAUUAGAGGCAGUUGUGGAGGAUAGUUGGCUGAUACGGGAUUGUGAAGUAUAUAGUGAUGAAUAUGAUGAAUGUACAAGUAUAAGAGCUAGAUUUCACCAAUAUUUUAUUUAUGGUGAAUCCCUCGACUGCAACCAGUGGAAGAGAGAUUAUGACAAUUGUUGUAAAUGGGUGGAAAAUAAAGAUGUAAAAGCUGGUGAGGCACUUAUCAAGAGUGAACAAGCGCGCCGAAUGGAGCGGUUACGAGCUCACUAUAGAAAUGAUGUGUGGAAAAAGCGAGAUUCACCACCAGAAGAUUGGGCGGCACCCCUACCUGAAUGGAUGGCCAAAAGAGAUGAAAACACAUACUUAGCACAAAAAGCACGGGAAAUUAGAGAGGGAACGGAAACAGAGGAGAAAGAUAGCUCGUGUUCAAUUAUGUAG
Molecule: messenger RNA, 534 nt
Organism: Leptosia nina
Lineage: Eukaryota; Metazoa; Arthropoda; Insecta; Lepidoptera; Pieridae
Source: the annotation of a GenBank genome assembly